AUGUCUAUUAGCAAGCUUAGAGGAUCUAUACCCAUGACAUUUCAGAACCUACGCAAACUAGAUACCCUUGAUCUUGGUACAAAUGAGUUAUCUGGCACGGUCUCUGAAACUCUUUUUGAAUCUCUUCCAUUUCUUUCGAACCUCAAGCUCUCAAACAACCCGCUUUCAGGCCCGAUUCCAUCAUCUAUCACCAAGGGUAAUCAGUUGAGUGGAUAUAUCCCUUCUUCAUUUUCUGGUCUCGUUAAAUUGGACGAAUGUGAUUUAUCUGCUAACAAUUUUAGCGGGAAUAUCUUACCAUUUGCCAAACUUGGUUCUAUUCAAAGGCUAUACUUGGCGAACAACAAGUUCAUUGGAAUUCUACCUGAUGAUAUAGGAAAUUUAUCAGGUCUAAUAGUCCUGUCCCUCCCCAACAACAAGUUGGUAGGCAAAGUCCCUUCAAGUUUUGGCAAUCUGCAGACUCUCUCCCUUCUGAAUUUGUCACGAAAUCAGCUUACUGGGCCGAUCCCUCCAGAGUUUUCAAAACUACAGAAAUUAGAUAUCUUAGACUUAUCAUUUAACCCUCUAAACCUAAACAGCUUACCCAAUUGGAUACCACAUUUGGGGCGCAUCCAGAGUUUAUCAAUGGCAAGGACAGGAAUCAAAGGACCAUUUCCUGAUUGGUUGCCUUCAUGCUCAUAUCUUUACAGGUUGGAUUUAUCAGACAAUGAAAUGACAGGAAUAUUGCCGAGUUGGAUAGGGAACAUGACAGGUCUCAACUACCUCAACUUAUCUCGCAAUGCAUUCUACUCUUUAAUCCCAGAGGAAUUUAGAAAUCUAACCUCGUUAACAGAUCUUGAUGUUUCCGGAAAUCAUCUCACUGGAAGAAUUCCUACUUUUGAUGCCACUUUUCCAGCCUCAAUGGAAUCGUUUUUAGGCAAUCCUGGAUUUUGCGGAGCUCCUCUUUCUCCAUGCACACAUUCCUAA
This is a messenger RNA of Oldenlandia corymbosa var. corymbosa, 963 nucleotides long. The record is from the annotation of a GenBank genome assembly. Lineage: Eukaryota; Viridiplantae; Streptophyta; Magnoliopsida; Gentianales; Rubiaceae.